This is a messenger RNA of Entelurus aequoreus (snake pipefish), 2067 nucleotides long. It is a transcript of the gene osr2, whose product is annotated as odd-skipped related transciption factor 2. Gene Ontology annotation, biological process: embryo development; regulation of transcription by RNA polymerase II; urogenital system development. The coding region runs from base 818 to 1765 and encodes 315 amino acids. Gene Ontology annotation, molecular function: DNA-binding transcription factor activity, RNA polymerase II-specific; RNA polymerase II transcription regulatory region sequence-specific DNA binding. The record is from RefSeq and is a predicted model, not a curated record. NCBI's taxonomy places the organism in Eukaryota, Metazoa, Chordata, Actinopteri, Syngnathiformes, Syngnathidae. The transcript is spliced from 7 exons. Gene Ontology annotation, cellular component: nucleus.
GGAAGCAGAGAAAGGACUGUCUGAUGCAAAUGAAGCUAAACAUCUCCAUGCUGUAUGGGUCCAGCUGCAGCUUGCGGGGCCAAACCGAAUGAAAAAGGAGAAGAUUAUAUGAAGGGUGAAAAAACAAAACUAAUUACUGGAGCACGGAUGACAUGGCGGGGAGUGAAGGCAUUUGGUCACGCAAAGAGGCUGGGUGCUGUUUAACAGAUGGCAGCCGACCAGUGGAGAGAGUGGCAAUGGACAGCAGAUGGAGAAGACAUCAAGGGGAGAUCAGAGAAGUGUCCUUCUACACCUUUCACGCUGCCAGCCUCUCGAUGCUCAACUUUCAUCAAGUUCAAUGUGCUAAGUGAAUCCUUUUUAACGGCAUUAGAAAAAAACGGAUUUAUUCGACACAAUAUUGCCUAUAACUAAAUAAAUAAUGACAUCAUUUGCAGUUACGAGAGUGAGCUACAUUAGACAAAUGUGUGACGUUUUGUGGUUGUGUACCACUAAAGACUCCAAACAAAGUAAUACGCAUAUAAUACCCGUCUCACAGUGUCACUCAAACCUGAGCAUUGUUACAUGCGCAGUAGAUCUCAAUGUGCAUGAUCAUGAUACAGUACUGUACAGUUCUAAUACACCAGCUGUAGUUUGAUUGUCAACCAACAGGAGGCAGUAUUGUACAAUACACCAUGUGCAAGCCUGCAGCAAGUGCAACCAGAAGGGUCUGAACGUGCAAAAAGCAACCAUGUCUUCAAUAAAAUGUCAGGAUGAGUGAGUGUGACGGUGGCAACGUGGGCGCUUUGAAACCACAGCAGGCAGGACUGUCGAAGUCGCGAUGGGGAGCAAGGCUUUGCACGCUCCGAUCCCCCUGCACCCUCCCCUGCAGCUCACCAACUACUCCUUCCUGCAGGCCGUCAACACCUUCCCGGCCGAGCAGCUGCAGGGUCUGUACGGCCUGAGCGCGGUGCACACCAUGCACAUGAACCACUGGACCCUGGGCUACCCGCACAUCCAAGGACUCCGAUCGACCAUCACAGAAAUGGCAGCCGCCCAGGGCCUGAUGGACCCCCGGAUCCCGUUCCCGGCGUUGCCCUUCACCACCGCCGCCGCGCAGCUCUUCCACCCAAAACAAGCCUCCAUUACGCACGGCGUGCCCUCGCUGCUGCUGCACAAGGACAGGCCGAGGUUCGAUUUCGCCAACCUGGCCUUGGCCGCCACGCAGGAGGACCCUCCGAAGGUUGCGGAUUUGGCCAAACUGGCGUCGGGACUAGGGGGGACGUGCAUAGCCGAGCUGAACAAGCUGUCCCCGGACAGGAAACCCACCCGGGGUCGGCUCCCGUCCAAGACCAAAAAGGAAUUUAUUUGCAAGUUCUGCGGCAGACAUUUCACCAAAUCCUACAACCUCCUCAUCCACGAAAGGACGCACACGGACGAGCGGCCGUACACCUGUGACAUUUGCCACAAGGCCUUCCGGAGACAAGACCACCUCCGAGACCACAGGUACAUCCACUCCAAGGAAAAACCCUUCAAAUGUCAAGAAUGCGGGAAAGGGUUCUGCCAGUCCCGGACUCUAGCCGUGCAUAAAACCUUACACAUGCAGGAGUCUCCCCACAAAUGCCCCACAUGCGGAAGAACCUUUAAUCAAAGAAGUAACCUGAAAACUCACCUUCUCACCCAUACAGACAUCAAGCCCUACAGCUGUGGCCGCUGCGGAAAGGUGUUUCGGCGCAACUGUGACUUGCGACGGCACAGUUUGACGCACAGCCCGCAUCGGGACUACUAAAAAAAAAAAAAGGCCCCCCUGCAUGGACAGAUGUGAUGAAUAAAUCACGGAACGACGGAAAAAAUAACCAACAACAAUUGGACAAAAAUGGACAAAAGGCGGGAAGAGGAGUGCACGUGGAUUGGGACUUGAUUGCAACGCCUGUAAAUAUAUAUUAUAUGGGGGGGAGGGAAAAAACGUGUAAAUAAAUAAACUAGUUUUUUUUUUUCUGGCAUUCAAAGUUGUUAUGAAAAAAGUUUGUUAAAUUGCAUUUUAGAAAUAAAUAUUUCAUUAUAAGCAUUUGCUUUUCUAUUAUUUUGUUA